Molecule: messenger RNA, 1518 nt
Organism: Dreissena polymorpha
Lineage: Eukaryota; Metazoa; Mollusca; Bivalvia; Myida; Dreissenidae
Product: fibrinolytic enzyme, isozyme C-like
Exons: 6
Coding region: 589-1398 (269 amino acids)
Biological process (GO): proteolysis
Molecular function (GO): serine-type endopeptidase activity
Source: RefSeq, a predicted model, not a curated record
ACCGGAAUUGCGUUGGCAUUUGUUGAAUAUUUUGUUUUCAAUCUAGUGCCUUACUCUUUUAAGGCCGUCGAAUUUUGAGAUUCGGCGCCACUUAUAUUUAAUUGUUUGUAAAAAUACCCAUGUGUAAAAAACAAUGCACUUAACACGAUUGUAAAACUUAGCAUGACUUUUAACAUUUCAACAAACGUACCGAAAUUACUGUUUCAAGUACUGGUCAUCUAGCGCGGCAAGCCUACGUGGCAAUAUUAAAUGACUGUAAGUUGUAAAUGCGCCUGUUUUUAACUCGGUUAAUUAUACUCGAGUUUGAUAACGAUUAGUCCUGCAUUGUAUACCCGGUAUUGGAUAUGUCAAUAUGUCAUCAGGUCAGUCCAUCUCAACGGAGCCAGGGUCUUGGUCUUUCGCGAAAACGGACAAGCUAUAAAACACGAGUGGGUGAACACCUUGGUGUAUGGCCCUUACAAUUACUUUUAAGAGGUCCAGAUGGUGUGUUCCUUUCUAGAGAGGUCAAGACUUCGGGGUCGUCAGCGUAUAAAAGUGACCGCUGUUCCGGCGCAUUUAUUCAGAGUAGGAGAUUAACGGCAAGUCAAAAUGGAUGCGAAACUUCUUGUCAUCGCUACGAUCGCCUUCGGUCUGGUAUCCGCGGACCUUCUCUACCUGAACAUGCCCUCGAAUCAGUCGAGCCGAAUCAUCAACGGCCAGCAGGCAACACAGGGGGAGUUCCCGCACCAGAUCGCCCUCCUGAACAACAACUACCACUCGUGCGGAGGAUCCAUCAUCGCCAACGGCUGGGCGUUGACGGCGGCACACUGCGUGGAAGGACAGUCUACUGUCAACUUGGCUGUUAUUGUUGACCUCCACGACUACAGCAAUCCUGGCAACUACAUCUGGUUCUAUAUCCAGCAAAUCAUCAUGCACCCCAGCUACAACCAAGGCCCCGGCGGGUUCCCGAACGACGUAGCGCUCCUGAAGCUGGACAAUGUCAGAACGCCUUUCAACAUCUCGAAGAACAUCAUCGAGCUGGCAACCAGCAACCAGAACUUCCAGAAUCAAAUCUGCGUCAUCAGCGGAUGGGGAACCACAGAGACCGGAAGUGGUGCCACGUUGCUGAUGAAGACGAAUGUCCGGGUCCUGUCUUCGACGGAGUGCCGCUCAGCCUGGGGCGCCAGUAACAUCCUGUCUCAGCACGUGUGCGUCAAGGGAGAGGACACUGCCAACGGCUCCGGAUCGUGUAAUGGCGAUAGCGGCGGUCCGCUGGUAUGCGGCGGACGACUUGCCGGUGUGACGUCAUGGGGACGUAGCGGCUGCCAUCUCAACGGAGUGGUCACGCAUCCCAGCGUUUAUGCCGGCGUCGCCUACUUCCGGUCCUGGAUCAGCAGCGCCUGUGGUAAUUGCGUCUAGACGUUUGGACGCUUGUCGCUAUGAGUUUCUUGGCUGAUUGAAUUUCAUAUGAAAACACGUGGAACAUGUAUUCGAUAUUAACCUGUUGAGGCAUAUUUAAAUAAAAUUAUGAAGCAGAAA